AUGCUAUGGUUCCGCGCAGGAUUUGGAUUUGAAGUCAUUGAUUCGAGAGUCAUUGAUUGUGACCUUGAGGGAUCACGUUCCCAAAAUACGGUCAUGGGUCGGGCAUCCAUUCUUUCAUUCAAGAUGUCUAAGAUCGAUGUAUCGGAGUAUAGCAGAGAAGAGGGCUCACUCGAUGGCUUGAGCGAUGUGGAUCUAGUGACCUUCCCCUUUAAUGAUUUAGAUCCGCAUCAGGUUAGGUAUAGGUUGGAGGAUAUGGAGUACAAAUUCUUCGAGGUUGGAUCACUGGAUCAGGAACCAGGUGGGGUUGGUGGGGCCAUCUAUGUUUCUGGUUUUGCCGUCUAUUUCAGUCGAAACAUGUCAUAG
Penicillium taxi is the source of this 363-nucleotide messenger RNA. RefSeq lists its product as uncharacterized. The coding region runs from base 1 to 363 and encodes 120 amino acids. The transcript has a single exon. The record is from RefSeq and is a predicted model, not a curated record. NCBI's taxonomy places the organism in Eukaryota, Fungi, Ascomycota, Eurotiomycetes, Eurotiales, Aspergillaceae.